AUGGAUCCACAGCGUUGUCAUCAUUGCGGAUAUGUAGGACACAAAAAAUUUGAUUGCACUGAGAGAUGUCGUGUCGGAUGUAAGUGGUGUGAGAGUCCUCCAGCACGUAGACCGCCGGCGAUGUCUAAGAAUAGUUUAGAAUCUCAACAGAGGUCAAGUGGUACAAGUUUACAGAGAAAUCCUAUAACCUUACCAGGCAGCAAUGGUGGUCAAGGCAGUGGCAUGCAGAUAGGACAAAAUAGACCCCAGAUAGGUCCGACUGGUGUGCCACUCGGUCCAGCUAACGUACAGAUAGGUGGCCCAGGGGCCCUUCAGUUGAGUGGACUAAAUGUUCCACCAGCUAGACCUCAAAAUAUCGGGCCUCUUCCACCAUCGCUUGUAAAUCAAGCAUUAAGGCCUUUGGUUCCACAACCUCUAGGUUCUACAUGGCCUCUCAUACAACAGACACAACAUCAGCAGCCACAGCAACAGGUACAACAUCCGUCCCCUCUUUGGUCGCAUCCAAUGCCUUCUCCACAGACAAUGUUGUUUCAACAGCCUCAACCGCUUGCACAGUUCCCACAGUCGCAAAUUCCACUGACGAACUCAGACAACUCGUCAACAACUCAAUCAUUUAUUCCGAAUUGGAAUAAUGUAUCCGUUCAACAACCCCCACACGUUUCGCUUUCCGGAUUUCAGGUGGAUCAACAACACCCAGGAAUUCCGGGAAAGUCGAUUCCCGAAACUGGCAAUGAUUGCAACAAUUUGCCUAGUUCAAAAGUUGAUCAUCAAGUAUCGACUUCGGUACUCAACAAUGAUGCUCAAAACGAACAAACGAAAAUAUUGUCGUCAAAUAAGUCACUGUUUUCUACGCAAUCUCUGAAUGAAAAGGUUCCAACACCUUUCCAGGAGAGGCCGCAAGGGGAUCAACAAAAUAGUAAUCAGGGUAACUCGAUAAGUAAUACUUCGAGUGGUCAACAAAUUAAUGGAGAAUCCCGUGAAAAAGACAAAAAAGAGGUUCAGAAAGAUGAACGAAAGUAUGGUGACACUUCAAUCGAAAUUAUCAAUAAACUAAAGUUGCUAAAAAGUCAAAUAGAAUUGGGGAUUCAUUCGACUGUCAAACCACCGAAUUGGGUUAGCUCUGCAGUUAAACAAUUUCCCUUUAAUACUAUAACACCAAAGAACGAGCAAAACAUUAAUGUAAAUGGCACAAAUGAUUCGAACAAAUUUAUGAAAAAUGGACGUCUUGAUCAUCUUGUUAAGAUCAAAUUGGAAGAAAAUGGAAUAAUAACGUCAAAAAAAAAGAGUCCCUCAUUGGAAGACAGAUCCAUCAUGUCUUCAAACACAAUUUCACCAGAAGGUACUUCUAACAAUCGUUUCUUCAUGGAAAGGAGAAGUCGAUCACCUCACAGGUUGCCAAAGGAGAAGAUAAUACGAGAUCGCAUGAUGCCGUUAACUUCACCCGGCAGUGACUAUAACUCACCUUCAGAAUUUCAUAGGCUAGAGAGGUAUCAACGGAACAAAAGUAGAUCGCAGAGUCCAAGGCGUGAUCAUGUACGAGGCAUUCGUGAGUACACAAGGUCUGCUUCUCCUGGCAAACAUUACUCUCGAGAAUUUGAUGAUCGAUAUUACUCACGAAAUUCGGGACUUGAAUAUCGUGAAAAGUAUUAUUCACGUCCUUCGGGAAUUGAAUUUGGUGAGAAAUAUUGUCAACGCUCAAUGUCUCUUGCACCAUAUGAAGAUUAUUAUUCUAGAUAUAGUGAGAAACACGAAGAACGGGGCAACCCGUUUCGAGCCCAAACCCUGCCUCGAACCCGUUCCCGUUCCCCUACCGUUUACCAUCUGCGAACAAAUUUUGAGGAUCACCCACGCAGGAUGAAUGGAACUAAUGGAUGGUACGGGGAUGAGUCGUUUGACAGGGAUUACCAGGUUCGUCCUGGUGGUUACUAUGACUUGUCUCGUGAAGAGCGUUACGAGCCUCGAGAUCGUUCGUUCAACACUCGACCUGAAGGAGAAAGAGGCUAUGGUGACAGAGAGUUCGCAAGGCCAAUGGAGUACGAAUUUUCAUCACGUCGCCGUCCUAACGAGCGAUGGUGA
Messenger RNA from Acaulospora morrowiae, 2076 nucleotides. The record is from the annotation of a GenBank genome assembly. NCBI's taxonomy places the organism in Eukaryota, Fungi, Glomeromycota, Glomeromycetes, Diversisporales, Acaulosporaceae.